This is a messenger RNA of Tyto alba (common barn owl), 778 nucleotides long. RefSeq names its product nucleolar pre-rRNA processing protein NIP7 (gene NIP7). Gene Ontology annotation, biological process: ribosomal large subunit biogenesis; ribosome assembly. NCBI's taxonomy places the organism in Eukaryota, Metazoa, Chordata, Aves, Strigiformes, Tytonidae. Gene Ontology annotation, molecular function: RNA binding. The record is from RefSeq and is a predicted model, not a curated record. Gene Ontology annotation, cellular component: nucleolus; nucleus; preribosome, large subunit precursor.
GCUUCCGGUUCCGGGGCGCGGAGCGGCGCGGAGCGAUGCGGCCGCUGACGGAGGCGGAGACGCGGGCGGUGUUCGAGAAGCUGGGGCGAUACAUCGGCGAGAACAUCCAGCUGCUGGUGGACCGGCCCGAUGGCGCGUACUGCUUCCGCCUGCACCGGGACCGCGUGUAUUACCUGAGCGAGAAGCUGCUGAAGGUGGCAGCGAGCGUCCCCCGGGACGGCCUGGUGGCACCGGGCACCUGCUUCGGGAAGUUCACCAAGACGCAGAAAUUCCGGCUCAGCGUCACCGCCCUGGAUUUCCUCGCGCCCUACGCCAAGCACAAGGUGUGGGUGAAGCCCGUCGAGCAAUCCUUCCUCUACGGCAACCACGUCCUGAAGUCGGGCUUGGGACGCAUCACCGAGAACACACCCCAGUACCAGGGGGUGGUGGUGUUCUCCAUGGCCGACGUCCCGCUGGGCUUUGGCGUGGCUGCCAAAUCCACCCAGGAGUGCCGCAAGUUGGACCCCCUGGCCAUCGUGGUGUUCCACCAGGCCGACGUCGGGGAGUACGUGCGGAACGAGGACGCGCUGACCUAAGGGAACGCUCAGCGCGCCGCCGACGCAAGCGUGCCUGGGUGGGACGGAGCUUAUCCCGCACCCUUGGUGCAGGGAGCCACCCCGAGUGGGGCGGAGGGGCUGGGAGCUGCCACCACCCCCGGGGGGCCGCUGUCACCGGGAAGAGGAGCUGCCCCCUGGCCAGACCUGGCCCUGCUGUCACAUAAAGCCUGUUCCUUUUCCCA